Pristis pectinata (smalltooth sawfish) is the source of this 8650-nucleotide messenger RNA. Its product is annotated as RNA polymerase II elongation factor ELL. Lineage: Eukaryota; Metazoa; Chordata; Chondrichthyes; Rhinopristiformes; Pristidae. Gene Ontology annotation, cellular component: transcription elongation factor complex. The record is from RefSeq and is a predicted model, not a curated record. Gene Ontology annotation, molecular function: cis-regulatory region sequence-specific DNA binding. The transcript has 12 exons. Gene Ontology annotation, biological process: snRNA transcription by RNA polymerase II; transcription elongation by RNA polymerase II; positive regulation of transcription elongation by RNA polymerase II. Bases 126 to 2000 code for a protein of 624 amino acids.
UCCCCGGUGCCUGUGCACUGGGUUGUCCCGUCCCGCGGGUGCAGAGUGCGCCCGCUGCUGCGGCUGACGCGCGGGCGGGCAGCGCCGGGACUCGGGCGGACGGCGCUGCUGGCGCUCAGUGUAAGAUGGCGGCGCUGGGCGAGGAGCGGCGCUUCGGGCUGUCGUGCGGGAGGCUCAACUCGGGACAGCGGCUGUCGCUCUACCACGUCAAGCUGACCGACACGGCGCUGCGGGCGCUGGAGGCUUACCAGCGGCUGUCGGCUUCCUUACCAAAUCAACCUGUAAUCUGCUUUCAAGGAAAACAAGGACAGUACAUCAAAAUACCCGCUCCUAAAUCAGACUGUCAUGAUGGUGUGCGGUGUUUUUCAUUCUACCUGUCAACUGACAGCAAAGACAAGCCUCAAGCAAGCUUUGACUGCAUCCACCAGUAUGUUUCUAGUUUUGAAAGAAACCGACUUGAGUGCCUGGGAAACAUUCAAGAUAAAAUUACAGUCUGUGCCACUGAUGACUCGUAUCAGAUGACUCGGGACCGUAUGUCACAAGUAGAGAAGGAGUCUUGGAGUCGAGCGACUAUAGAAAUUAAACCAGAGACGCCAUAUCAAGGGACACGCAAACCAAUCAAUGUUCGAAAGCAAACAACAAGCCCAGCUACUGAUGUCAUUCCACUUAGAAAACACUCACCCACUAUGAAUCCAUGCGCUGCGGUGAAGAAAAAUCAUGUCAGUUCCAUUACCCAAAAGCCUCUGAGAGAUCGUAUCACCCACCUUUUGGCUCUGAAGCCAUAUAAAAAGCCUGAGCUUAUUGUAUGGUUGGAGAGAGAGAAAGCUAACCCAAAGGACAAGGCUGAACUGUCAUAUGUAUUGGACCAGGUGGCAAAGUUAAAUGUAAAGGACAACAGCUACACACUGAAGGAUGAGCUCUAUAAGGAAAUUCAACAGGAUUGGCCUGGUUACAAUGAUGAAGAAAAGCAAUUGAUACGGAGACACCUAUUAAGGAAACUUCAGCCAUCACAUUCUUGUCAGCCCAAGACUUUUCAACUCAGUUCUUCAUUCCACAAGUCCUCAGGGGAAAGCUCACCACAGUCAAGCCCUGUCAAGACUUCUUUGUUGAAACGAUCAGUGCCUUCAGAACAGACAGAUUCACACAAAAACAAGAGAAGUAAAGUAUUGCAUUCCAGGAGUAAUCAGCAUCUUAUUUUGAAUGGUCAUCUUCCUCAUUCAACAUGCCCUACUGCCACAUCAAAUUCCUGUGUUCCUAUUAAAACAGAGUUCCAGAAAACUCACUCUUCACUGCCUGAGAGUCAGAAUGAAUUUACAGAGCCAUUUAAAAACUGCAAUGACUCUACACGGAUUCACAUAAACAAAAAUGAAAAAGAAUUCAGAGGUAGUUGUGAUAUUUCUGGGAAUUCUCGGAACCAAGUUGCACAAAUAAGUUUAGAACAGACAGCUUACCCUCUUCCAGAGGAUGUGGAACUCUGUGCUGGCCAUAAUAAAAAAAAGUGCAAAAAACACAAAGAGAAGGAGAGAGAGCAUAUGAAAUCAGAAGCAAGAAAGUGGCUAAAAGAAAGUCCAUCGCAAAGGGCUGAAAAACCACACAAAGAAAGUCAUAAAGAGCAUGAAACCACAAAUACAUCUGCAACCGCUAGUUCAACAGUGGAAAUGCCUGACUAUUUAUUGAAGUACACUGCCAUUACAUCUUUUGAACUGUGUCAAAACUAUCGGAAUGAUUUCAAUGCAGAGUACAACGAAUAUAGAGAUCUUCACACACGAAUUGGAAAUAUAACACAACAGUUCAUGCAACUGGGUUCAAAGAUCAAAACACUUAGCCCUGGAACAGAGGAAUAUAAGAUGGCAGAGGAUCAAAUAUUUGAAGAAUAUAGGAAAUUUAAAAAGGCUCAUCCUAGUUAUCAGGAAGAGAAGGUUCGUUGUGAGUAUCUGCACCGAAAGCUAUCUCACAUCAAGCAGCUGAUUCUAGAAUAUGAUCAGAACAACAUGCCAUGAUGGCUUACACUGCCAAGAGCUUCCCUGUUUGAAAUUUUAAAACCAACUAGUUGCUUCUGGACACAAACGAGAACUUGAGGUUCUAAAAACUAGCUUUAAGGAGAGUUUUUUUUCUAAUUUUUAAGAAGAAAUCUUCUGACCAUUGCAGUUUGACCAUUACUGAAUAAAAUCUGUCAAUGAAGGACUGAGUUUUAUCAGUGCUGGCAACAAAUUUUGACUACCUGUGACGUAUAGCAGUUUGAACUGAGCCAUAAACUGCAUGUCUUUUAUAUAUAUUUUUUGCAAUGUAUAUAUGUACUGCAAAAACAAAAAAAAUCAAGUAAUGUUGUUGUAUCUUGGAAAAUAUUUAUCUCUCUUUUAAGAUGCCUUAAAAUGAGUUCAAAACCAGAAACACUUAAGUCUGCCAUGCAUUUCUAUGAGGCCAAUAUUUAGAGUACAAUUUAUGUUCAUGCAUUCACUGUUUUGAUUAAAAUUUCCUAUAUUAAUAGCUUUAGGCAACGCCAUUGUGAUAUUUAACACAAAACUACCAGUCUCAUCAAUAAUAUUGCCUUAAAUUGUUUUUGUUUCCUUCUUGAGAUUAACACUAGCGUAAAUUUUCUAGAGAAUUUUGCUUUUGCCUUAGUUUGCUGAUAAACUAGCCAGAAAGGGUUUAUCUGAUCCAAGACUAUACAAGUAUGUGAAAUAAUGUAUUUUAAAAAUAAUAUAUUCAUCCAAGAUUGCUUAAAAAUCUUGUACAAGAAGAAACAAAAUAGUGAAUGUGUUCCAGAUGCACCAUAUUCACAUUUUUCCCAAUUAUAGAUUUUUUUCCUAAAGUUAUAUUUUUCAACAUUCUCAGAAAAAAAUGUGAGGGUUUUAUAAUUCAUUUGUGGGGAAAAAAGUUAAAGCCAGAUAAGGUAAAAGUGUAUUGCAGAGGAUAUUGUGUAAUCUUGGGAUUAUAUGGCUGGUGCACAAUGUGUUUGAUGUAGAAUUUUCUGUCUGUCUUUGCGAUGUGGAAACACACUUGGAUAUUAUCUGUACUGAUUUAAUGCAUCAGUCUACAAGCUGAAUCUGUGUACAAAAUAACUUAUUGCUCAAUUGUUUUGCUUUUUUUGCACAAUCAAAACAGGAUGAUUUUUAAAUUGUUAGGUGACUGAGCUAAGUAUAGAAAUGGAAUAAAAGGUAACAGUGGUGUUUAUAUUUGAGGGGUGUGCACUGUUUAUAGGGAAAUAUGUACUAUCUGUAUAAUUCUAAAACACUGGCGAAAUUCUGGCUCCUCCCUCAGCACAGCCUGUGCUUUGGUUGAAUCCACUUCUACUGUCAGUAUACUGCAUAUCAUGUACACUCGCAGUAUAAAAUACUUCGGUAAACUAUUCAUUAGUUUGUAUAGUGACAUGAUCGCACAGUACCCAUACUACUUGAACUGUAUGUAUAUGGAUGAAUGAUCUGUGUUCAUCACAUCACUGAAACCUUACAUUCACACCAGUUAUUCAGAGCUAUUCUGAUGCUGUUCUGUAAAUUGCAUAUUGACAUUACUGUCCAUCUGAAAUGAAAGCAUUUUUGGAAUUUUGUUUAUCUUGCUGCUGAUGCUACGCAGGUAUGAUUACUGAAGAUCUUGCAAUCUCUGGCGAAAAGCGUGGAAUAAAUAAAUCGUACAAAUAUUUGCUUGUUGUGAUAGAGCAGGAUUCCAUGCUAUGGUUGCAUGCUAUUUUAGGUCCUGCUCUUCCCAUUUGUAGCCCACUAACUGUAGGUAUCCACAUUUACAAGUUUUGUAUUGUUUCUUUGAUAUGAUUAGUGUGUUCUGUAUUCUCAGAAUAUUACAGGUAACUAUUUCUGAAGGUUUCUGUUAACCAAUUUGACUUCCCGUAUAAUUUAUAAACUAUGUUUUACAAUUGGAAGUUGAGGUAGACUUAAGUGGCAUAUAAGUUGAUACAAAUGGCUGAAUAAAUGUUGCUUGGAUAUGUGAGCUAGUUACAUCCAUGUAACAAACCCCCAUGUGUAGAUGCCAUUGACUUUUUUGACUCUGAUCGUGAUAAUACUAAUUUUCAGUUAUUCUCAGCUCUGCAAUUGUCUUAUCACAGCAUCAAGUAGCUACCAUUCUUUAAUCUAUUAUCAGCCUCAUCAUUUUCAUUUUUCCUUUGCUCUCCUCUCUUGCCACAUUUGCACCUAAUUUUAAAUGCCCAAAUGUAUACCUUAAAUGUUGUUUCACCUGCACAGUUCUGAUCCUAGAACAUGGUAAUAGUGCUGAAGCAAAAAGGACACAAUGCAAACAAUCAGCCCUUGCCUAAGAUUAUAUGGAAUUGAGGGAUGUGGAACUCAAAGCACAUAACUCCAAGGCAUGUGGUCUUUCAACAGAUGUGCCUGACUUACUGAGUUUUGCCAGCAUUUGCAAUAUUUGCUUAAUUGUUCAUAAACUAAAUAUUUUUGUUUACUUAAAUAUUGUACGGAAACAGAGUUAACUGCAGAAAACAAGUUGAAAAGCAGCUUUUUAGACUUUGAUAUCCAUUUUUAUCCAGAGCUUUUUUUAAAAGAUGCUAAUUUGACUUUAAUAUUUAAAAAUAUACUUAAGGAUCUGGGAUUUCAUAUCGCACUGAAAGACUUCUGUUGAAGUAAUUAGCAACAAAAAGCCAUAGUCAAAGUCUACUUCCAGAACUUAGGUGAAGAAAUUUAUACCACAUUACUUACAACUCAACCUUUGUUCAUUUGCUUUCUCAAGUUCCAGCUUUAAAUAUUGUAUGGUGAAAACUGAUAUUUCCAUAUUAAUUUGUAGUACAUGUGAAGAAUAAUCUAGUUCUCCCAGAGGCAUUGCAGCUGUAACUUGCCAUUUCUUCCAGUGAAGAACUAGCUCCAUGAAUUAUGUUUUCUUUGUCCUUGGAAAUGUCAUUAUAGCUUGUUUAAGAACUUUUUCUCUUUACUGGCAUUAACAAAAGUAACUUGCAAAUGAUAACUUCACACAUGACAUACUGCAGCUAAAAUCUAAUUUACUCCUUUAAAUAGCAAUUACCAUUUUUGGUUUAAUUUUUUUUGAUGGGGGUUCAUCUUGUGUUUCUUAUACGAUGCAAUUUGAGUAUAAGCCCUUCAGCCUUCUACUGGAGAUUUUAAAUACAAGAUAAACUAAGUGUGUAGUUGGGAGUUACAUAUAAUUAUUUGAUACAGCCCCAAAUUACCAUGCUGAUGUCUGCUAUUUUCCUAACAUUGCAGUUCAGAAUCAGUUUCCUUCAAUGGAAUCAGUUUCUUCAAUGGAAUCAGAAUCAGUUUUCUUCAGUUUUUCUUUUGGUAAUUUUGAUGUCACUUUGAGUUGUUCCCAUUUUUUCUUUAGAACACAUGUCACAGUAUGUAUUAUUUUUUAAAUGCAACUUAGACUUGCUGAAAGCCUGAGUGACAUAUUACAGCUUGGUAAUUAUACUGCUGACAAAAUCUAUAAUAAGGGACCCAGAAAGUAGUACAAGGUUUUAGUGGCCACUCUCAACAGGGCUAAAGACAAGUUUUGUAUCAUUAUUGUCUGCUUGGAACAGCUCAAUGCUUUGGAACUCUGCACAACAGAAACAUUUGGCAGUUACGCUGAAUUCAGAUUCCCAUUCAGGUACAUCUUCCUCUCCUGAUUUUAAUGUUUCUGCCUCAUUUUGAAAUGAACUGUGUUGAGUGUGCAGGCUGAAUUUAAGUCCACUCAGACUUGAGCUGUUCUGAAUUCUCUAAUUUGCUCUGCAGUCAUAUAGAUGUCCAGCUACCCCUUUCCUUCCUGAAAACACCAGUAAUAUUUUAACCCACUACAUUCAGCUGUUAAGUCAUCCUCAGCCUCAGCUAAUCUUUUAAAUUGGUACAAGUUGAAUUCAGUCCAGGUGGUGGAUUAUAUUUAAGAAAAAAUGACGCACUAGUAUCUGCACUACAACAGGCCAAAAGUUUUUUGCACCACUUAAUUUUGAAGUACAUCUAUUGUUUAAUGUUAGAAACAUCACAACCACUUUGGGCAUAGCAAACCUUAGCUAACAAUAUGAUGUUGACCCAGUAAUUUAUUUAGAGUGAAUUCAGUUGAAUAGGUAUUGACCAUAGCCACCAGGGAAAAGUUUUUGUUCUCUGGGAUUUUUCACAGCCAUGUGAGUUGGGCAGUAUAGAUGCUGGAUUAGUAUCUCACCUUGAAAAUGGCUUCGUCAAAUGCAGGAUAGCACUCACUCAAAUCUGCACUGGAGUGUCUACUUAGAUUUUAUCUGUGAGUCUUGAAUCCAUACUUUCACCGUGGGAUUUAACAUUGUUCAUUUAGACUAAUAACAGAUUAACUGCAGCUCCUCCCUGUCGGUUACAGCUAUUGCAGUGCUUUAUUUCCCAGGAAGGUAUUUAAUACAAUGCCUUCCACCUACAAAAAAAGAAGUAAUUCAAUUCUUUCAGUAACCACAUAGGUUAGUAGUGUAGUAAAUUUAGUUUGUUCCUGGUCACUAAUAUAUCCCUUUGUAGCCCAUGGACUUAACCAUCUUUAUCAAGCUACUGAGCUGAUAAUCAUUUUAUUGCAAUCAAAAUUAUCCUGAAAGUCUGUGCUCCCACAUGGAAGGGCCUAUAUAAUUAGAAAAACGAGUACACUAUAAAGCAAUCAUCUAAUCAAAUGCCAUCAAUAAUUCCAAAUAUAAGUAACAAGCCCUUUGACUGUUUCUCAUCUUGUACUAAAGUGAUUCAGCUUUGGGCCAAUAGCACUGUUCCUACAAAGAGAGUGCAAAAAGAAAAUAUACAUUUGCCAUGAUUUACUCACAUACCUAGAAAUUUGCCAUCUUCCACGAACUGGAAAUGGUAAAACAUCAUUUUGUUCCUUUUCAUUAAAACAUGCACACGCUACUGAAUGGAGCGUGAAUCUGUAACUUUUAUUGACAAGCAAAGUGUGUGGCUGACCACAUGAUAUGAUACUGACUGCACCUGACACAAGCUUUCAGUCCAGCAGCAGCUUUUAUAUUUCUAGUCAAUCUCUUUUCAUGUCAUGUUGAGACUUCUCAUAGAAUAGAUGAGUUUCCCUUCUGUCUUCACCAAUACCAUAUGACCAGCUUUGGGAUAUUGCCAAAUCUUCUUGAUCAGGGCCAUCCCCUUUGCUUUAAAAGCAACCAAGCAGCUCCAUUUUCCCUGCACCACAAAGUCCUGAGAAAAGCAAUUUGCUGUUUUUCUUUUCCCCAGUAGUGCAAACUGCUGUCACAUUCCUUUCACAUCUCACCAAAUCUUUGCACUUUCCACAGACCAAUAUUUAAUUAAUGGUUCUAUGAGAAACUAGGAGAAUGACUGCAAAUUACAUGUUAAAAAUGGUUUCAAGGUCCAUUUGAGUUUAAGCAUUCGCAUAUAAUGUAUGCUUACUUAUAACAAAUGUUGAUUUUGGAUUCAUUUCAGCACACAAGUAGUGUCCAUUGUACAUGGAAAAAUUACAGGAUUCUGAAAUAAAGUGGUAACAGCUAUCCAGUGUUUCUUAAUUUUAACACCACACACUGUUUCUUUGUUCAGAAUCAUUUCACUUGGGUCUCUCAGUUCAGUGGAAGAAUGUUUAGUUUGCAUCCAGUUUUUUUUUGCUUAUGGAUCCCUUAAGGGUAUCCAGAAAAGUUUUUAAAAAAUUGGUAUUUUCUAGAUUUAGAACAUACUUCUAUAGUACCUUUCCAUCUAGCUAUCACUACCUAAUUUUAAUCCUUUCACUUCUAUUCAUUGCAGAAUAUUAAUGAGAGAAAUUCCACAAUCAGUCUAAUUUGGGUAUUGAAUGUAGUUUUGCAUAAAUUCUUGUGUGUUAAUAUGCAAAUUAGCUCUGUUUAGUAGCAUUAAGACAGCUUAACCAGGCAAUUCCUGAUUAUCAGUUUUUGCACCUAAACAUUAUGUAAUUUAAAUCAAGUAAAAAACAAGAAUAGCAGAAUGGGAAUCUAAUGCUCAAAAAUUCAAUAAUCAGAUCAUUUAAACUAAGCAACUUCAAUUGAGAAAUGUAUUAUUCAGAACUAUUAUAAUACACAACAUCCAAUCUGGAAGAAAAACUACACCAUAGGAACCCUUCAGAAAGGUAGUAUUGUAGAUAACUUUCAUUCUACUGGCAUCUUGGAUUCUAAUUGUCUCAUUUUUUUUAAAGACAAUUUGCCACCUAUAAUUUUUUGUGUCAUCCUAUAAUGCUGUUAACUUUAAUGCUUUAAAAGAUUAAUCUGCCAUCAAUAUUGUUUGGAAUUUGGCACUUGGGAUGUAAUUACAUUUGAUGUCUGUCAAGUUCAAACAUUGUGCAGAGUAUUAUUCAAUGCUUAUUAAUUUAUGAUGAAAGUGAUUUAGUAAAAUAUUUAUUGAGUACACAAUACUGUAUUAUGAAUCAGGAUUGGAAUGCCACAAUUGGACACAAUCACUGGCAUAGAGAGGAUGAAAAGAUUUCCUGUGUUUAAUGUGAACUGUUCUCAAAGCUUGCCCUAUCCAAAUAUUCAGAUCUGAUAACUUCAUAUAAAUGUGGUGAAUUGAGAAUAUUUCUGUUUUGCAUUUGCCAUGUAUAUUUUGAUAAAAACUAGCUAGAUUUACUCAUUGGUCUAGUGGCGGAAAAUUUGAACAUGUCACUGCAAAAUGUUCCACGUUUUCAAACAGAUAAAAUUUUAAAAUGUAUUUUUCUUAGCAUAAUUUGUUAUGUCUUAAUAAAGCAUUCUUGAUUUUACAACUUGCAGCUGCUUUCAGUUUAAACCAUACGUAAUCAAACC